Messenger RNA from Malaclemys terrapin pileata, 1482 nucleotides. RefSeq names its product zinc finger protein 501-like. The record is from RefSeq and is a predicted model, not a curated record. The coding region runs from base 114 to 1475 and encodes 453 amino acids. Gene Ontology annotation, biological process: regulation of transcription by RNA polymerase II. Lineage: Eukaryota; Metazoa; Chordata; Testudines; Emydidae. The transcript has 3 exons. Gene Ontology annotation, molecular function: DNA-binding transcription factor activity, RNA polymerase II-specific; RNA polymerase II cis-regulatory region sequence-specific DNA binding.
GCAGGGCGCUGCGGCUCUGCCUGGCUCGUGCGGGGCCGUUGGAGCCUCUCCCGUGGCCGGAGAAGGGUUUUGUGCCGUUCAAGCUCUGGGCAUGCGCAGAUGGGGUGUCCCGCAUGCGCAGAGGCAGCGCUCACCCGCUGCUGCUCCCUGGCGCUGCGGGGCCGGGCGGAGCAGGAGGGUCUGUGCCGGGGAGACCCAUUAACCCCCCCGUGCCCGGCCCGCGCCCUGCUCCCGCUGGGGCCGCCCCGGGCUCUGCCCGCCCCGCUGCGGCGCUGCAGCCUCCAGGGUUUCCAGUUUCCAAACCUGAUGUGAUGUCGCAUCUGGGACGAGGGAAAGAGCCGUGGGUCCCAAACCUCCAGGGCUCUGAGAAAGAAGUGCUCCCGAGAGCUGCCUGCACAGGUCUUGGGAUGGUGAGUGAGAAUGAGGAAGAGAAACCCCGGCAGGAGGAUGCUGACAUGCCACAUGGGACGUUAUCAGAAAGAUCCAAAGGGAAUGUUUCUGGGAGUUGUGCACUCCCAGAAAAAGCAAAAGCCUGUGAGAGUCAGCAGAGGCCAGAGGAAAACUUGAGCCGCUCAGACCUUAUUACACGUGAGAGAAUCAACUUGGAAGAGACACGCUACACAUGCCAUGAGUGUGGGAAAAGCUUCAAUGGGAGCUCAGACCUUUUCACACAUCAGCGAAUCCACAGAGGAGAGAGACCCUACAUGUGCUCUGAGUGUGGGAAAAGCUUCAGUCGGAGCUCAGCCCUUAUCACACAUUGUAGAAUCCACACAGGAGAGAAACCCUACACGUGCUCUGAGUGCGGGAAAUGCUUCAGUUGGAGCUCAAACCUUUUCAAACAUCAGAGAAUUCACACGGGUGAGAAACCUUAUGGAUGCUCUGAGUGUGGGAAACGCUUCACUGAUAGUUCAACCCUCAUCUCACAUCAGCGAAUCCACAUAGGAGAGACGCCCUACACAUGCUCCGAGUGUGGGAAAACCUUCAAUCAGCGCUCAAACCUUAAUAGACAUCAGAAAAUCCACACGGAUGAGACACCCUACACAUGCUCUGAGUGCGGGAAAAGCUUCCAUUAUAGCUCAAACCUUAUCACACAUCAGAGAAUCCAUACAGGAGAGACACCCUACACAUGCUCUGAAUGUGGGAAAAGGUUCAAUCGGAAUUCAAACCUUAUCACACAUUGUAGAAUCCACACAGGAGAGACGCCCUACACAUGCUCUGAGUGUGGGAAAAGCUUUAAUCAGCAUUCACACCUUAUCAGACAUUGUGGAAUCCACAGAGGAGAGAUGCCCUACACGUGCUCUGAGUGUGGGAAAUGCUUCAGUCGGAGCUCACACCUUGUCACACAUCGGAGAAUCCAUACAGGAGAGAUGCCCUACACAUGCUCUGAAUGUGGGAAAAGCUUCAAUCACAGCUCAAACCUUAUCAGGCAUCAGAAAAUCCAUAUGAGAGAGAACUGUAAUAAAUGCCUUGACUAGGGCUGGC